Centruroides sculpturatus (bark scorpion) is the source of this 692-nucleotide messenger RNA. Its product is annotated as calmodulin-2/4-like. Bases 7 to 534 code for a protein of 175 amino acids. The transcript has a single exon. Lineage: Eukaryota; Metazoa; Arthropoda; Arachnida; Scorpiones; Buthidae. The record is from RefSeq and is a predicted model, not a curated record. Gene Ontology annotation, cellular component: myosin II complex. Gene Ontology annotation, molecular function: calcium ion binding.
AUUUAAAUGUUUAAAGCGCACAAAAAUAUUUGUUGCGACUUUAUUGUUAUAACAAUUAUUAUACAAACAAUAUUGAUCUUUAAAAUCAUGUCCGUCGAAAUUCAAAAAACAAACGUUUCACUAUUCAGUGAUCAGACAGACGAAACGUUAUCCAUAAAGAACUUAAGAGAUAUUAUGAAAGCCGCAUCCAUCAGACUGGAGGACGAAGAAUUGAGAAAGAUGAUCAAAGAAGUGCAACAGACACCAAACGGAAGAAUCGAUUUUCCUAAACUCUUACAUUUACUGUCGAUAAAAAUUAAAAGUAACGAUUUCGAUGACGAAAUAAAGGAUGCUUUCAGAAUAUACGAAAAAGUGAAUAAUGGGACGAUCAGCGCCAUUGAACUUCGUUACGUCAUGAAGACCGUUUGGAGUAAAAUAAACGAAAAAAAUAUCGAAAAGAUGAUCGAACUGGAAAAAGACGAUAGAGGAUAUAUUAAUUACUGGGAUUUCAUUCAAAAAUUGCAAGCCAAAUGGAAAAAUCAACUGAUUUUAUGAACUUUAUUACAAAUUAAUCUGCCAUUUUUAAAAAACAAAAUUGAUUUAUGUUUAGUCUGUUUCGAUUUCAAUUCCUGCUACAUAACGUGCAUUUAAACAAAUUUUAAUAUAAAUUUUAGUCUAUAAGAGAUUAUUUUAACAAUAAAAAGUAUAUUCAA